AGGGGCGGGACGCAGAGCGUAGAGGAGUCGCCGCGGCGGCGGCUGUAACAAGAUGGCGGUGGCGGGCAAAGGAGCGGUGUCUGCGGCGGUGAAGCCGAUCUUCAGCCGGGACCUGGGCGAGGCGAAGCGGCGCGUGAGGGAGCUGUACCGGGCUUGGUACCGCGAGGUGCCCAACACGGUACACCUGUACCAGCUGGACAUCACAGUGAAACAGGGACGUAACAAGGUACGGGAGAUGUUCCUGAAGAAUGCCCACGUUACAGAUCCACGGGUGAUAGACAUGCUGGUUAUUAAGGGAAAAAUGGAUCUUCAAGAAACCAUACAGGUAUGGAAGCAGAGGACUCACAUCAUGAGGUAUUUCCAUGAGACGGAAACCCCACGACCUAAAGACUUUCUGUCCAAAUUCUAUGCGGGCCAUGAUCCCUGAGAGAUUGACUCUGUGUCUUCCUGCCUUGUAUUACAAAUAAAGUCCUAUAUAAUAGAAAAAAAAAAUCCAUACAGAAAGAUUGUAUAGCAUAUUAGGAGCCUAAUGACUAAAUCUGAACCCAGAGUGUGUGUGCAAAUCAUUAUAAUCUGUAUGAAGACCUGUGCUUUCCUGCCUUUUGCCAAUGCGUAUUUUCAGUGGAUGGAGUUUGUCCCAUCACUUGCCCUGGAGUGUCUGCUGAAAAACCACAACACAACCUGGCUGGGCGGCUUUCUGCUUAGCCUGCAGCCCUGUGUGUAGGUGUCUGCUCUGUGGAAGAAAGAGUAGAAGAGUAGGCCUUCAGAGAAACCAGUGCAGUUGCAGAAAUAUUCUUGUGCUUGAGGCCCGCAGUGUUUUUCAAUUUCAUGCUGUGAUUUUGUUGAUUUUUCUUUUUAUUUGGACUAGUCUCUGUUUACUUCCUUGCAGAGAAUGGUGUAAAAGCCAAUAGGCUGAUAAAGCCCUUUGUGCAAUAAAAAGAUCAGCAGAGUCCAUCUCCCUGCUGCAAAAUGAAAUUACCUGGAAAAAUGGGGGGUUGUAUUUUGGUCUAGAAUAGAGAGGCUUUGUAAGAGCUGCUGAUGCCUAGCCUAGAAGAUGGCGUCCUACCAUCACCUCUUUAACUGAAUUCAAU
Messenger RNA from Grus americana (Whooping crane), 1091 nucleotides. It is a transcript of the gene NDUFA6, whose product is annotated as NADH:ubiquinone oxidoreductase subunit A6. The record is from RefSeq and is a predicted model, not a curated record. Gene Ontology annotation, biological process: response to oxidative stress. The transcript is spliced from 3 exons. NCBI's taxonomy places the organism in Eukaryota, Metazoa, Chordata, Aves, Gruiformes, Gruidae. Bases 53 to 427 code for a protein of 124 amino acids.